GAUCAUUAGUGUUACACCAAAAAAAUUACUCUUGUCGCUGUGAUGAGCUUAUUUGAUUGAAGUUUGGAUAUACGUUUGGAAAACGGACCAAGACAAAGCUUUUACCGUCGCCCUUCCCUGCGCCCCUCAAGCUGAAGCUAGGGUUUUUCUGUCAAAGCGCCAGACCUCGAUCGGCCUCGGCUCUGGUGAACGGCACGCACCUUAAACCCUAGUGGGCCGCCUUCUUUUGCGUCUUCCCAAAUUGGGUUCUCUUUAUAUUUCCGUUUUUCAGUUCGUGAAUCUGAGAUUGAACCAAUUACUGUGUGAAGAGGAGGGCUUGUCUGCGUUCUGUUUGCUUCCCUAGAAAACUGAUUGGAACAGAGAAUUAUCAAUUUCGAAAAGUGUACAGUUGUUCUGCAAAAGCCCCGGUGCUGCAUUCUUGGAGUCUGUGAACCCCAAAAGAAGAAGAGGGUGGAGUUGUUAACAAGCACCAAUUGGAUUUGGUAGCUUCAUCGCCUUUUCUCGGACGAUUGAUAUCGUUCAGAUAUAAUCGAUUGCUGAAGAAUAAGCGAAAUAAUGGCAAUAGCAGCCCCUGGGCAGCUUAAUCUCAACGAGGUGCCUUCAUGGGGUUCAAGAAGCGUCGACUGCUUCGAGAAAUUGGAGCAAAUUGGCGAGGGAACCUAUGGUCAAGUUUACAUGGCUAGAGAAAUAAAGACGGGAGAAAUUGUUGCUUUGAAGAAAAUACGAAUGGACAAUGAGAGAGAGGGGUUCCCCAUAACUGCCAUACGGGAAAUCAAGAUUCUAAAGAAGCUGCAUCAUGAGAAUGUCAUCAAUUUGAAAGAGAUUGUGACAUCUCCAGGGCCAGAGAAGGAUGAGCAAGGUAGACCAGAUGGUAACAAGUAUAAAGGUGGCAUCUAUAUGGUCUUUGAAUACAUGGACCAUGAUUUGACAGGCCUAGCUGAUCGACCUGGGAUGAGAUUUUCGGUUCCUCAGAUUAAGUGCUACAUGAGACAACUUUUGACGGGGCUUCACUAUUGUCAUGUGAAUCAAGUGCUUCACCGUGAUAUUAAAGGCUCUAAUCUUCUUAUAGACAAUGAAGGUAAUCUGAAGCUUGCAGAUUUUGGGCUCGCCCGUUCAUUUUCAAACGAUCACAAUGCCAAUCUUACAAAUCGUGUUAUUACUCUUUGGUACAGACCUCCAGAAUUGCUUCUUGGGGCUACUAAGUAUGGCCCAGCUGUAGAUAUGUGGUCGGUUGGGUGUAUCUUUGCUGAGCUUCUACAUGGCAAGCCAAUCUUUCCCGGGAAAGAUGAGCCAGAACAAUUAAAUAAAAUUUUUGAGCUGUGUGGAGCUCCAGAUGAGGGCAACUGGCCCGGAGUUUCAAAGAUUCCUUGGUAUAACAACUUCAAGCCAACAAGGCCAAUGAAGAGACGUCUCAGGGAGGUUUUUAGACAUUUUGACCGCCAUGCUUUGGAGUUAUUGGAGAGAAUGUUGACACUUGAUCCUUCUCAGAGAAUAUCUGCUAAGGAUGCUCUUGAUGCUGAGUACUUCUGGACUGAUCCAUUACCUUGUGAUCCGAAGAGUUUACCAAAAUAUGAAUCAUCACAUGAGUUCCAGACAAAGAAAAAACGUCAGCAGCAACGGCAACAUGAAGAAAAUGCAAAACGUCAGAAACUGCAGCACCCACAGCAUAAUCGCCUCCCUCCGAUUCAGCAAUCUGGCCAAGCACAUUCCCAAAUGCGGCCUGGACCUAACCAGCCCAUCCAUGGUUCUCAGCCCGCAGUUGCUGGAGGGCCUAGCCAUCAUUAUGGGAAACCCCGCGGGCCCUCUGGAGGGCCAAGCAGAUACCCACCUGGUGGAAACCCUGGUGGUGGAUACAACCAUCCAAAUAGGGGUGGUCAAGGGGGUGGAGGUGGGUACAGUAGCGGCCCAUAUCCUACACAAGGGAGAGGCGGGCCAUAUGGUUCUAGUGGCAUGCCUGGUGCAGGUCCUCGGGGUGGAGGUAGUGGUUAUGGAGUAGGUGGUCCAAACUAUCCUCAAAAUGGCCCAUAUGGUGGCUCCACUGCUGGUCGGGGCUCAAACAUGAUGGGUGGAAACCGCAAUCAACAGUAUGGUUGGCAGCAGUAAUGGUUGAUCUGAUUAUACAAAGUUACGAGUGAUGGUAUCGUGAUAUGCACCUCCUUGAUACAAGGGAUCUGACCUUGGAUGAUUUAGUAAAUAAUUUGGAGGUGGAAAGCAUCAUUGAACCGUUACUAAAUUAUUCAUAUGUAAAAUACAUUAAACCAGGGUUGUUCUGACUUGUACCCGUUUAUCAGUUUAUGUGAUAAUAUCAGUUUAUGUGAUAAUCUCUUGGAAAAUAUACAGAAAAGUUGGAUGUAGCAGCAUGAUUCUGUUUGGGGUUGUGCAUCUGACUCUGAGUUUGCACUUAGGCGAGUAGUCUGCGGGAAUGCUUGUGUGGUUUAAUUAAAUUAAUGCAAAAUUGCCCUUUUUAUUUCUAGUAA
Messenger RNA from Prunus mume (Japanese apricot), 2477 nucleotides. RefSeq names its product cyclin-dependent kinase C-1-like. Gene Ontology annotation, molecular function: RNA polymerase II CTD heptapeptide repeat kinase activity; ATP binding. Lineage: Eukaryota; Viridiplantae; Streptophyta; Magnoliopsida; Rosales; Rosaceae. Gene Ontology annotation, cellular component: nucleus; cyclin-dependent protein kinase holoenzyme complex. Gene Ontology annotation, biological process: protein phosphorylation; positive regulation of transcription elongation by RNA polymerase II. The record is from RefSeq and is a predicted model, not a curated record.